Messenger RNA from Alternaria novae-zelandiae, 1350 nucleotides. RefSeq lists its product as uncharacterized. NCBI's taxonomy places the organism in Eukaryota, Fungi, Ascomycota, Dothideomycetes, Pleosporales, Pleosporaceae. The coding region runs from base 1 to 1350 and encodes 449 amino acids. The record is from RefSeq and is a predicted model, not a curated record. The transcript has 4 exons.
AUGUCGGCCGUGGACCAACUCAAGCAGCAGAAUGCUGCGCUGCAAUCAAGUAUUGGAAACAUUUCCAAAGUCGCUGGAUCGACCGCGACGAAGCCGGCUUCUACGACACCGGCAAAGACAGCGACGUCGGCUACUAAAGCUACCCCUGUGAAGAAGCCUGUUGCGACAGCUACGGAUACCGCAGGAUCAGCUGCUGCGCCAGCGAAGAGAGUACCGAGGAAGCUCAAUGCAGCGGGCGCGUCGGCUUCAACGCCAGCAAAGACCACGCCUGUGAAAGCGACCCCAGCAGCAUCCUCAACACCAGUAAAGAAGCCCGUAACCGCUGCUUCAGCAAGCAAGCCCGCCUCUACCACCACACCCGUGAAGAAAACGCCCGUCACGACAGGCAAAACACCCGUCAGCGAAGCCUCCAAGCCCGCCCGCCAACGCACCCCCCUCGGCACCACGAAGCCCCUGCCCAUACGCAAGAACCCCACAACCGGUGCCGCGCAAUCGCAGCCCGCAAGCGCAGUCAGCAAGGCGCCCGUGAAGAAGACAACCACCGCCGCGACAUCUUCCCCCGCAGCAAAGACCACUCCGGCAGCGAAAGCAAGCCCCGUCAAGCGCACACCCACCAAGGUAAACCCCGACGGCACAGCGCCCACCAAAGUAAACAUCGACGGCCAACCUACUCCUCAGUCUACUAUUGCUACCGCGAAGAAACAGCCGGGUAUCGUGGGUAAAAGCGUUAACACGGCUACGGGCACGCUGAAUAAGACUGUUGGGACGACGACGGGGGGUUUGAACACCGUUACCGAUUCCGCUACUACGGGUAUAAACAGCACGGUCAAUGGCGUGACUGGGUAUGCGGGCAAAGGACUUGAUAAGUUGCCGGGUGGUGUGGGCAAGCCGGUCAAGCAUGUAACUGAUAAUGUGGGUAAGACGGCGACGGGCGCGGUGGAUAACGCGUAUUACACUGUUGGGUCUGCGACCAAGGGGCUGCAGGGCACGGUUAGUAAGACGACGGGGGCGAUUGGUAGGGGUGAUGCGAAGGGGACUGUUGCUGGGGCAAGCAGUGGUGUUGGCAACACCGUAACAGGCGUAGGCAAAGGCGUCGGCAACACCGUCGGCGACGGUCUCGCUGGCCUGGGCAACACUGUCGGCGGCCCUGUCGGCGGCGUCGUCGGCAACGUAGGCAAAGGUGCUAACAACGCUGUUGGCGGCAUCACCAGCGGCGUCGGCGACGGCGUUAGCAAGCUCGGCAAGGGCGAUGUGAUUGGUGGUGUGGGCAGUACGCUGGGUGGUGUGGGAAAGGGUGUGGGUGGCCUGCUAGGCGGUAUCACGGGGUAUGGAGAGGAUAAGGAGAAAUGA